Molecule: messenger RNA, 2042 nt
Organism: Vanessa tameamea
Lineage: Eukaryota; Metazoa; Arthropoda; Insecta; Lepidoptera; Nymphalidae
Product: peptidylprolyl isomerase domain and WD repeat-containing protein 1
Exons: 11
Coding region: 100-1977 (625 amino acids)
Biological process (GO): protein peptidyl-prolyl isomerization
Molecular function (GO): peptidyl-prolyl cis-trans isomerase activity; protein binding
Source: RefSeq, a predicted model, not a curated record
GUUGUGAUAUCAUUGUAUUAAAAUAAUUUUAUAAUUUAAAAUAAAUAUAAAAUAUAUAUAUUAAUUUCAUCGUAAGUUAAUGCCAAUCUAUUUAUUAUAAUGUCAGAAGAAAAAGCAGAAAAAAGGCCUAAUAGUCCAGAACCAACAAACGCUGGAGAAGUUGAUGAUGGUGAAGAAUGGAUUGGCCCUAUGCCUUCUGAGGCAGCAAAGCCAAAAGCUAAAAAACGUAAAGUUUUGGAAUUUGAGUCACUAUACCUAGAGAACUUGCCUUCAUCGGAGACUUACGAAAGAAGUUAUAUGCAUAGAGAUGUUGUUACACACAUUGUGGUAACAAAAACAGACUUUGUAAUCACUGCUAGCCAGGAUGGACACAUAAAAUUUUGGAAAAAACAGGAAGAAGGGAUUGAAUUUGUAAAGCAUUUCCGCUGCCACUUGGCACCAAUCAGCCAUCUUGCAGCCAACAGUACAGGCACAUUGCUCUGCACUGCAUCUACUGAGAAGACUAUUAAAGUUUUUGAUGUUGUUAAUUUUGAUAUGAUAAACAUGAUAUCAAUAGAGUUUGAACCAUACUGUGCAGAAUGGGUGCAUUCUGCUGGUGAUCCUAUUUCAGCAUUGGCCGUGUCAGAAAAGAACAGUAAAAAAAUACAUAUAUUUGAUGGACAGCAAGUUUCCGGUUCCCCACUACACACAUUUGAGUCACAUCAAAGUGAGGUUGCAACAAUAAAAUACAAUCCAGUAUUUGAAGUGGCCGUGUCUGUUGACAAAGCUGGUAUUAUAGAGUACUGGACGGGACCCAAACAUGAAUUUGAGUUUCCGAGGAAUGUUAAAUUUACUUCUAAAUUGGAUACAGAUCUGUUUGACUUUGUGAAGAGUAAAACUUACCCAACUUCACUUGAUUUUUCACCGGAUGGAAAGAAAAUGGCAUCAAUAAGUUUAGAUAGAAAGGUUCGCGUGUUUCAUUUCCUGACGGGAAAACUGCACAAGGUUAUAGAUGAGACAUUGCAGCGCUUCCAGGAACUACAGCAUCAGACACAGCAGCUUCCGAAUAUGGAGUUCGGCAGAAGAAUGGCGGCGGAGCGCGAGCUGGAGAAGUCGGAGGCGGCGUCGCUCGCCAACGUGGUGUUCGACGCCAGCGGUCACUUCGUGGCCUACGCCACCAUGCUGGGCGUGCGCCUCGCCAACCUCGCCACCAACCGCUGCGUGGCCACGCUCGGCCGCCCCGAGAACCUGCGCCCGCUGCGCCUCGCGCUGUUCCAGGGUCGGACGAACCAAUCUAAAGUGGCGACCACACUCGAGAUGGAAGGUUCGGAAAACCCCGCUCUGUUAAACGUUAAAACUGACCCAACGCUGUUCUGUACGGCGUACAAGAAGAACCGAUUCUACAUGUUCUCGAGGCGGAGUCCCGACGACGUUAAGAGUCCCGAUGCGGACAGAGACAUCUUUAACGAGAAACCGUCGAAGGAAGAUAUUAUAUCUGCAACUGAAGGACAAGGAGUUCAGCGUCUUUACGAGCAGGCCAUCCUCCACACGUCUCUGGGAGAUAUCCACAUUCGUCUUUUCGGUAAAGACGUCCCUCGUACAGUCGAGAACUUCUGCGGCCACGCGCGCAAUGGUUACUUCAACGGUCACAUAUUUCAUAGAGUUAUCAAGGGCUUCAUGGUACAGACGGGAGAUCCCACAGGAACGGGCACAGGCGGGGAGAGUAUAUGGGGUGGCGAGUUUGCAGACGAGUUCCGACCCCAGCUCAAGCACGACCGGCCCUACACCGUCAGCAUGGCCAACGCCGGACCCAACACCAACGGAAGCCAGUUCUUCAUCACACUCGCACCCACUCCAUGGCUGGAUAAUAAGCACACGGUGUUCGGUCGAGUGGUACGUGGCAUGGAGGUGGUUCAGAACAUCGGCAGCGCUAAAACCAACCCCAAGACAGACAAACCAUACGACGACAUACGAGUCAUCUCCGUCACUGUCAAAUAAAUAUAAAUAUUUUUGUGAAUUUAAUGUAAAUGAUAAUGAUAAGCAAUAAAUAUUUUGUACAAUAA